AAAGAGACAAUCUGAAAGACGAAAUUGUCUCUAAUUUAGAUGAUGAUUAUAAUGAUGGAAACCAAGACCUUCAUAAAGUUAAUGGGAGAAGUGAUUAUAAUAAUUUUACUGAGGAUGGGAAAAAUACAUACGAGUCCGAUGAAUAUGACGACUCGGAUGAAAAUUCACUAUCAAAUGAAGAUGAAGAACAUGAUAUAGUUCGACGACGAGGUUUUGAAAUUGAUUGCGAAGCUUCAGAUAGAAAAUUAGAGCCUUGCAUUGAAGACAUCAAACCGGAAAUAAUUGAAAAAUGCAUGCCAGGUAUGACGAACUUUAACUACACCAAUCGUCUACCAGAAAAUGAAGCAGCAUAUAAGUUCAUUUUGGAGCAUAUCUCAGAAUGCAUUGAGGAUCACACGCAGUAUGUCUGCAUAAUGAAUCAACAAGAAGCAUUUCACCAUGCCAUGAAGUCUCUAGUAUUCAUAGUAAGAGAUUACGCUUUGAAACUUUUGGAAAUUCUAAGGCACAGAUCAGAAGUAAAGAAAAACUACAGUGCAAGCAGACUUUGUUUCAGUAUGCUCGACUACGACAAAUUAGACUGUAAAAGUCAGUUUUAUGUUUACGCAAUGUGCGUCAGGAAUGGAACAAAGAACGAGCAAGUGUCUGG
Parasteatoda tepidariorum (common house spider) is the source of this 646-nucleotide messenger RNA. The record is from RefSeq and is a predicted model, not a curated record. NCBI's taxonomy places the organism in Eukaryota, Metazoa, Arthropoda, Arachnida, Araneae, Theridiidae.